GUGAUGAAGCCGUGAAGCUAGCUAGUUAGCUAGCUUUCAUAAGUUGAAUUCCGCUUGCUGAAUUGUGCACUCCGUAUGUGUAACCAUUCCAAGUUUUUAACAUCACCUCUGCAGUCACCCAUCUGCCCUGUUAUAGACACGUGAUCAAUGACGGCUUUGGUUAGCCAUGGCUGUCGUGUCAUGGAAGGAGAUUUUACUUUUGACUGGACUGGUGGUAGGAUGUUACUGGAACAGUCUGUCGUGCGGCUUUGUGUUUGAUGAUGUCUCAGCAAUCCUUGACAACAAGGACCUGCGGCCUUCAACCCCACUCCGCAACCUAUUCCUCAAUGACUUCUGGGGAACCCCUAUGGCUGAGGAGCGGAGCCACAAAUCUUACCGACCCUUGACCGUAUUCACCUUCCGACUGAACUACCUCUUCAGUGAGCUGAGCGCCGCUUCCUACCAUCUGCUUAAUGUUAUUUUACACGCCGUAGUGUGUGUGCUUUUCCUGCGAGUGUGCCGAUUGUUCCUGGACAAGACUUCCGGCUUGGUAGCAGCGUUGCUGUUUGCUGUGCACCCCAUCCACACGGAAGCUGUCACAGGUGUGGUUGGCAGAGCUGAACUUCUUUCUUCAAUCUUCCUCCUGGCAGCUUUCCUGGCCUACACAAAAUCAACAGGUGCAGAUCACUCCAUUGUUUGGGCUCCCAUUGCUUUGACAGUUGUUCUAGUGGCUGCAGCAACUUUGUGUAAGGAGCAGGGAAUCACUGUAGUCGGCAUCUGCUGUGUCCAUGAAGUGUUUGUUGCACAAGGGUUUACCUUGCCCAUGCUGUUGGAUACACUGCGGCAAGUCCUGCAGGGUAAAGAUGGUUUCCCCUAUGCUGUCUUGCAAACUCUGCUGAAGCUCAUUGUCCUCAUCAUCAGCACCCUGCUGCUCGUCAUCAUCAGAGUGCAAGUCAUCCAGUCCCAGCUUCCUGUCUUCACCAGAUUUGAUAACCCGGCAGCAGUCAGCCCCACUCCCACUAGACAACUGACUUUUAACUACCUACUUCCUGUGAAUGCAUGGCUUCUACUGAAUCCCUCUGAGCUCUGCUGCGACUGGACUAUGGGCACCAUCCCUCUGGUGGAGUCACUCCUAGACCUCCGUAACCUGGCCACCCUGGUGUUCUACACUUCUCUGUCCCUGCUAGCUUACCACAGCCUGCGCUACAGACACAGCUCUGCCAAGACUGUCAUCAUGGCCCUGUCUUUGAUCGUCCUACCCUUUGUUCCUGCGUCUAACCUCUUCUUCCCUGUGGGUUUUGUUGUGGCAGAGAGGGUACUUUAUGUUCCCAGUAUGGGUUUCUGUGUUCUUGUUGCGCAUGGAUUCAAGAUUGUGUCACAUAAACGACACUUGAAGAAGAUUUCCUGGUUGAUAAUUGCAGUGCUACUAACAACACAUGCAGCGAAAACCUUCAACAGGAAUUGGGACUGGGAGUCAGAAUACACACUCUUCACCUCUGCCCUGAAGGUGAACAAGAACAAUGCAAAGUUGUGGAAUAAUGUUGGCCACGCUCUAGAGAACCAAAACAAUUACGCAAAGGCACUGCAGUAUUUCCUCCAGGCCACUCGCGUCCAGCCAGAUGACAUUGGUGCUCACAUGAAUGUUGGAAGAACCUACAAGAACUUGAACAAGUCCAGAGAGGCAGAAGAUGCCUACUUGGUUGCCAAAUCCCUUAUGCCACAGGUUAUUCCUGGUAAGAAGUAUGCAACACGUGUGGCACCUAAUCAUCUGAACGUUUACAUAAACCUGGCCAAUCUGAUCCGGGCCAACGAAUCAAGGCUGGAGGAGGCUGACCAGCUCUACCGACAAGCAAUCAGCAUGAGACCAGACUUCAAACAAGCCUACAUCAGCAGAGGUGAGCUGCUGCUGAAGAUGAACAAGCCCACAGAAGCCCGGGAUGCCUACCUCCGAGCCUUGGAGCUUGACCGCACCAACGCUGACCUGUGGUACAACCUUGCCAUCGUCAACAUUGAGAUGAAGGACCCAUCAGAAGCCCUGAAAAACUUCAACCACGCUCUGGAGCUCAACCCACGCCACAAGCUGGCACUCUUCAACUCAGCACUUCUAAUGCAGGAGUCUGGUGAGCCAAAGUUCUGGCCUGAGGCUAACCGUCGCUUCCUGACCUAUGUGGAGGAGGAGCCUGAAGAUGCCAAUGGUUACUUUAACCUCGGCAUGCUGGCCAUGGAUGCCAAUGAAAAUGCAGCAGCUGAGAGGUGGAUGCGUAAAGCCAUUGGUUUGCAGGUCGGCUUCCGCAGUGCCCUGUUUAACCUGGCAUUGCUUUACUCUCAGUCAAAACGCGAGAUGGAUGCACUGCCUGUGUUGGACGAGCUGCUGCGCCACCACCCAGAGCACAUCAAGGGCCUAAUUCUGAAGGGUGACAUCCUCAUGAACCACAAGAAGGACACGCAUGGUGCUAAAGCCUGCUUUGAGCGCAUUUUGCGCAUGGACCCCACCAAUGUACAAGGCAAGCACAACUUGUGCGUGGUCUACUUUGAGGAGCGUGACCCGCGGGCAGAGCGCUGCCUGGAGGAAACACUGGCCCUGGCACCAAACGAGGAGUAUGUGCGUCGUCACUUGAGUAUUGUACGAAGUAAAAUGGCUGCCAUGAGCGCAGCAGGGCAACCACUUACUUCAGCAGGGGGAGCUACCAUGUCAGCAAAGGAGGAAAAGCUGAAGAGAGUUCAGGAGGGGGCGGAGGAGGAGGUUGCUGAGGGUGAGGAGGAAGGGAGGGGUGCUGAUGCUGUUGGAAAGGGGGCUGGGGAUGAGAAGAAUGUGCGGAAAUCCUCUGCAGAAAGCCUCGGAGCUGUGGGUGUGGACCAAUCGGAGUCUUUGGACAGCAGCCAGUCUGACAAGCGGACUAAGGGUAAGUCCACUAAAGAGAUUAAAGAUAUAGAGGAAAAAAGAGCAGCUGCCUUGAAGAGACUAGAGGAGAUUGAGCGCAUAUUAAGUGGUGAUUGACGUUGUUGUAAUUUAUAGCUGGACUACUUUUAUAGAGCUCUUUAAUGCUCCGGGAUGAGACUGCAUUUCCCCCCCUUAGAGAUGUGUAUUCUUAAUCAAUUGUCAUUUUAUUCCAUUGAUUUAUUACGUGUUUGCAGGCCGCUCUGCAUGGUCCUGUUGUUUUAACACUAAUCUUGUAAAGAAGGGAAAUGUUAAUCUGCACAUGAAACUCAUGUAACAAUAAGCACAAAGCCAAUUUGGGAUAAUCUAUUUAAAGCCUAUGGCAGAUGUAGAUGCCAAUGUGUGUGCUUCAUCUGAAUGUGAUUUCACAUAUCGUAAAUCUGCAGUAGUUAUAAAUAUUUGUUUUGUUUUUCCAUGUAUAGUCAUUGUUUAUCACUGGAUUUUUUUUCACUAAAUGUGACUCGCUCCUGUGUACAGAAUGAUUGUAUCAUGGACAAUUAAAGGAAGUGACGUGUUCCCCAGAUUUCCUCAAGGCAGGAUGAUAGCUGCAGAGUGUGAGCCUCAAAAUAACCCAAACCACACAGAGCAAAAUAACCCUCCACACUGAACACCAAGCUUAAGUUCUGUUGCAGCAACGUCUUCUAAUCUUUAUUGAUCUCACUCGGCAUUUCCUGCCACUGCAUCAUCAGCCUCUGUGCUCACAGCUGCCUUCACCUCAAAAUUACAUUGUGAUCUCAUCUAGACUUUUAUCUUACUCCCUUUGUCACAUUACCUCCUCGCAUCUCCAACCCUGUCUCCCAUCCUUUAGACACUACAGACGUAUUAGAGAGGAAUGUUCUUCCUGCUUUUCUUGGUAAACUAUCCGAUACACAUCGUUUUCACACGUUUUAUGUGACGGUCAACAAUGACGCACACUCAUCCUCAGCGUUGGGCUUCAUCAUGUGUUCCUUAUUCCUUCCACUUCACAGGGUGAAUUUUCACCGCAGAAAACAGAUCUCCCCCUUCAUCCUGCUCCACAGUGAUGACAUUGUUUUAGCUUCCUGGCACUAAAAUAUCAUUGGGAUGUUUCACAUUUUGAAGUUUUUGUAGUAGCCUUUCUAUUCAGUUGCUUCACAGUGCAAUAACGUUUGCAUCUGCUCAGUGCAAUUUUUGAUAGUGGAAUCACAGGAAAGAAGACUGUAUUACUGUAAGUUAGGAGCACUGUGGUGGUACUAAGGAGCCUGCUAUGCAUUGAGCUUGUUUAUCCCUGAAAUGCUGUGUACAUAGAUUUACAAUGUACUUGUAUCCAGUGUUAUUUAUUAUUUUUAUAUGCACUGCCAAUGCUGUAGAUGUUAUUGUUUACCACUGACAGUAUGCUUUAAAUUCAUGGUGCAUUAUUUUGUUUCUACUAAAUUUCAAUAUGUGUACUCACACAUGUAAAACAGAUCAUAGAUGUUUUCCACUUUGAAAUAACAGAGCCGAUGUCAGGGUUAAACAUGUAUGACCUAUUGAAUCAACUGUCUGCCCUAAAAACCUAGGUACAGCUUUCAAGAAAGCAUCCCGUUUGCAACAUUUUCUGUUUCACCUCAUUUUGCGGAGUGACUGAUUUUUGUACGAUUUAAGAUUUUUUUUUUUUUUUUAUGCAAUAGCCUAUAGUGGUGGGGGUCUAAGGUUAUUAAAUAAAGUGAGAUGACAACUCA
Molecule: messenger RNA, 4596 nt
Organism: Micropterus salmoides (largemouth bass)
Lineage: Eukaryota; Metazoa; Chordata; Actinopteri; Centrarchiformes; Centrarchidae
Gene: tmtc3
Product: transmembrane O-mannosyltransferase targeting cadherins 3
Biological process (GO): protein O-linked glycosylation via mannose
Cellular component (GO): endoplasmic reticulum
Molecular function (GO): protein binding; mannosyltransferase activity
Source: RefSeq, a predicted model, not a curated record